Messenger RNA from Cynara cardunculus var. scolymus (artichoke), 1847 nucleotides. Its product is annotated as laccase-17-like. Gene Ontology annotation, cellular component: apoplast. NCBI's taxonomy places the organism in Eukaryota, Viridiplantae, Streptophyta, Magnoliopsida, Asterales, Asteraceae. The coding region runs from base 1 to 1704 and encodes 567 amino acids. The transcript is spliced from 6 exons. Gene Ontology annotation, molecular function: copper ion binding; hydroquinone:oxygen oxidoreductase activity. The record is from RefSeq and is a predicted model, not a curated record. Gene Ontology annotation, biological process: lignin catabolic process.
AUGGGUGGUUUUGUAGGAAUUCUCUUCUCGUUGGUAGCAAUAAUUGUACUGCUUCCAAUUCAUUCUGUUGGUGGCACUACCAGGAGCUAUGAGUUUAAUAUCCAGCUGAAAAACGUGACACGACUCUGCCACACUAAGAGCAUGGUUACGGUGAACGGGAAAUUUCCAGGUCCACGUAUUGUUGCUCGGGAAGGUGACCGAUUGCUUAUCAAAGUUAUCAACCACGUCCCCAAUAACAUUACAAUCCAUUGGCAUGGUAUUCGACAGCUUCGGAGUGGAUGGGCUGAUGGGCCAGCUUACAUAACACAAUGUCCCAUACAAACUGGACAGAGUUACGUGUACAAUUACACUAUUGUUGGACAAAGAGGAACGUUGUUUUGGCAUGCACAUAUAUCAUGGCUACGAGCAAGUCUUUAUGGCCCUCUCAUCAUUCUUCCAAAGCUUAAUGUCCCCUACCCUUUUACCAAGCCGUAUAAAGAAGUUCCCAUCAUCUUCGGAGAGUGGUUUAAUACCGAUCCGGAGGCCAUAAUUGCCCAAGCAACACAAACCGGUGGAGGUCCAAAUGUCUCUGAUGCCUAUACCUUCAAUGGGCUCCCCGGGCCUUUGUAUAACUGUUCUGCGGAAGAUGUGUUCAAGCUGAAGGUUAAGCCUGGGAAGACAUACCUCCUGCGAUUGAUCAAUGCAGCACUCAACGAUGAACUCUUUUUUAGUAUAGCAAAUCACACCCUCACCGUUGUUGAAGCUGAUGCUAUUUAUGUAAAACCUUUCGACACGGAAACACUCAUACUUGCUCCGGGCCAAACCACCAACGUCCUCCUAAAGACCAUUUCAGAAUUUCCURGUGCCAACUUUCUCAUGUCUGCUAGACCAUAUGUAACAGGCCAAGGAACCUUUGACAAUUCGACAGUUGCUGGUAUUCUAGAAUAUGAAUCAUCCAUUCCCAUGAAAAACCUCCCUCUCUUCAAACCUACAUUGCCAUCCUUAAAUGACACUUCAUUCGUGUCAAAGUUUACAAAUAGACUUCGAAGCUUGGCAAGUGCUCGAUUUCCGGCUAACGUCCCACAGAAGAUUGACAGAAAUUUAUUCUUCACCGUAGGACUUGGGACAAAUCCUUGUCCCAAAAAUAGAACUUGCCAAGGACCGAACGGAACUAGGUUUGCGGCAUCUAUCAAUAAUGUAUCCUUUGUACAACCGAGUGUUGCCCUUCUCCAGUCCCACUUUUUUGAUCGAUCAAAGGGUGUUUAUAGUCCAUAUUUUCCGAUUAGCCCAUUGGACUGGUUUAACUAUACAGGGACUCCUCCAAAUAAUACCUUUGUGAGCAAAGRUACAAAAGUCAUGGUUCUUCCAUUUAAUACUAGUGUGGAGUUAGUCAUGCAAGAUACCAGCAUUCURGGUGCUGAAAGCCACCCACUUCAUCUCCAUGGCUUCAAUUUCUUUGUGGUUGGUCAAGGGUUUGGAAAUUACAAUCCAAAGGAGGACCCGAAGAACUUCAACCUAGUGGACCCUGUCGAACGAAACACAGGUGUGCCUUCGGGUGGGUGGGUUGCCAUACGAUUUAUUGCAGACAACCCAGGGGUAUGGUUCAUGCAUUGCCAUUUGGAAGUUCACACCAGUUGGGGUUUGAAGAUGGCUUGGCUGGUCUUGGAUGGAAAACUUCCGAACGACAAGCUUUUACCUCCACCUGUUGAUCUCCCAAAGUGCUAAAGUUUCUUUUUUGACUCAUUGCAUUCGAUUUUUUGUCUACAAAUCCAUUUCCGAUUUGAAUUUUUCUACCAACUAAAAUUAUACAUUCUUACCGGUUUACAUUGAAUGUUUCAAGCUAUAUAAUUGACCGCUAACAAGGAGAA